This is a messenger RNA of Penaeus chinensis, 493 nucleotides long. RefSeq lists its product as uncharacterized. Lineage: Eukaryota; Metazoa; Arthropoda; Malacostraca; Decapoda; Penaeidae. The coding region runs from base 20 to 397 and encodes 125 amino acids. The transcript has 2 exons. The record is from RefSeq and is a predicted model, not a curated record.
CUUCACCCUCAUUGUGGCCAUGACGGACGGCGACUACACGAGCCUCCCCGACAUCUCCAGCUACGUCACGUGCAUCAUCACCACCUAUUGCGUCAUCGUCGUCGAUUCAUACUACGAGAGGGUGCUGCAGGAGGAACGGGUGGAAAAGGCGGGUUCAUCUCGGAGACGCUCUAGCUUAGUGAUCGUCCGCUCGUCGCCUGAAUCGCCUACCUCUCAGGACUACAUACCACCUACCACCUACAUGGUCCCGGCGACCAACCAGAACAACCUGGCCCCUCCGCCGCCUAAUUUCAACCCCGUUCCGAGAACCCAGAGCGCGCAGCCUCAGCCUACCGGUCGACAGCAGGCCUACCUUACUGACAGGAGUCGGGACUACCACUGUCAUAAUAACUUGUAGUCUACGAGAGGACUGGGAAGAAGUGGAAGAAGAGGAGGAAUUGGAAGAAGGAGGAAAAGGAAAAGGAAAAAAAAAAGAUGAAGAAAAUGGAAUGUG